Messenger RNA from Acanthochromis polyacanthus (spiny chromis), 2636 nucleotides. Its product is annotated as tripartite motif-containing protein 16-like. Gene Ontology annotation, molecular function: protein binding; zinc ion binding. Bases 295 to 1971 code for a protein of 558 amino acids. The transcript has a single exon. NCBI's taxonomy places the organism in Eukaryota, Metazoa, Chordata, Actinopteri, Pomacentridae. The record is from RefSeq and is a predicted model, not a curated record.
CCAUUUCAUGUUCUAUGUCAUUCUAUUUAUUUUUGCUGUAUUCUUUUGUUUUGUUGGGUUGUUUUUCUAGGUUUCUUCCUGGAAUGAAGCCCAGCCUGAUAACCCUCCUCUCCUUCCUGCUCUACAAACACACAUUUCCUGGUUCCUCCCUUCAGAUCUGCACUCUGCAGACGGCUGGAAGAAGCUGACAGGAACCCGUUCACUGCAGGAACACAUGAUUUGGAGAUCAGAGCUCAGUCUAGUCUCAUGUAAGAGGAAGCGAAAGUCAAACAGUCUGAGGUAGCCAGAGGAGAAAUGGAGCAGCAAAGAAAUCAGUCGGAUUCAGAGAAACUCUCUUGUUCCAUCUGUCUGGAUCUACUGAAGGAUCCGAUCUCUACUUCCUGUGGACACAGCUACUGCAUGGACUGUAUUAAAACACACUGGGAUGGAGAGGAUGGGAAGAGAAUCUACAGCUGCCCUCAGUGCAGGAAGACUUUCAUACCGAGGCCUGAAGUGGAAAAAAAUGUCACGUUGGCAGAUUUAGUGGAGGAUCUGAAGAAGACCAGACUCCAAGCUGCUGCUGAAGAUCUCUGCUAUGCUGGACCUGGAGAUGUGUCCUGUGAUUCCUGCACUGGGAGGAAACUGAAAGCUGUCAAGUCCUGUCUGCAGUGUCUGGUCUCUUUCUGUCAGCAACACCUCCAGCCUCACUAUCAAUCUGCUGCUUUUAAGAAACACCAGCUGGUGGAGCCCUCCAAGAACCUCCAGGAGAACAUCUGCUCUCGUCAUGAUAAGAUGAUGGAGAUUUUCUGUCUCACUGACCAACAGUUGAUUUGUUUUCUCUGCACAAAAUAUGAACAUGAAGGACACAAAACCGUCUCAGCAGCAGCAGAAAGGAUGAAGAAGCAGAAGGAGGUGGAGGUGAGUCGACUGAAGGUCCAGCAGAGAAUCCAGGACAGACAGAAAGACGUGGAGCUGCUUCAACAGGAGCUGGAAGUCAUCAGAGUCUCUGCUGAUAAAACAGUGGAGGACAGUCAGGAGAUGUUCACCCAGAUGAUCCAUCUCCUCCAGAACAGACGGCGAGAUGUGGAGCAGCAGAUCAGAUCCCAGCAGAAGAUGGAAGAGAGACGAGUCAAAGAGCUUGAGGAGAAGCUGGAGCAGGAGAUCAGGGAUCUGAAGAGGAAAGACGCUGAGCUGAAGCAGCUCUCAGAUACACCAGAUCACAGCCACUUCCUCCACAACUACCCCUCAGUGUCAGCACUCAGUGAGUCCAAACCCUUAUCCAAUGUCAUCAUCCGUCCUCUGAGACACUUUGAGGACGUGACAGCAGCUGUGAAAGAGCUCAGAGAUCAUCUACAGGACAUUCUGAGGGACACGUGGACAAACAUCUCACUGGCAAUCACUGAAGUGGAUGUUCUAUUGCCACAACCAGAACCAGAGACCAGAGAUGGAUUCUUAAAGUAUUCAAGAGAAAUCACUCUGGAUCCAAACACAGCAAACAGAUAUCUGUUAUUAUCUGAAGGGAACAAAAAAGUAACAUUAAUGGAAAAAGAACAACCUUAUCCUGAUCAUCCAGAGAGAUUCACUUUUUGGUUUCAGGUUCUGAGUAAAGAGAGUCUGACUGGACGUUGUUACUGGGAGGUGGAGUGGAGAGGAGGAGGAGUUGAAGUAUCAGUCGCAAAGAAGAAUAUCUGCAGAGAAGGAGACUCAGAUGAAUGUGGAUUUGGAUGUAAUGACAAAUCUUGGUCUUUAGAUUGUGACACCAACAGUUAUGAAUUUUGGUACAACAACAUCUCCACUGACGUCUCUGGUCCUCAGUCCUCCAGAAUCGGAGUCUAUCUGGAUCACAGAGCAGGUUUUCUGUCUUUCUACAGCGUCUCUGAAACCAUGACUCUCCUCCACAGAGUCCAGACCACAUUCACUGAGCCCAUACAUGCUGGAGUUUGUCUUUCAGAUGAUGAUGGAGCCACUGCAGAGUUCCUUAAAGUCAAAUAGAGUAAUUCUAGAGUCUGAGGGUCGGUUCAUGUUCAGCCCUGAUUUAAGUUCACGACACACGACCGUUCAGAAGUCUGGAUCACUGAGAAAUGUCCUGAUUUGUCCACAUGCAUGACACACGCCUGUGCUCAGCUCAAGGUCAUUGUGUUUGUGGGUUCAUCUGUAUUAAAUGGACACAUUCUAUGUUGCUGUGAUUUCUGAUCAUCAAUAACUAAUAAUCAAAUGCUGCAUUUCUGACAAUGCCAUAUGGGGGAAUGAGCAGCCUUGGAGGAGGACUGAUCUCUGAGUGCUUUUCUUCUUUUCUAAAUAUUUCCCUGUUUUCUCAUUUCACCUUCUCACAAACUAUUUAGCAGCUUAAAAAUGUCCUGAAAAUGUAACAGUGAAGGACUUUUAACGUCCUUCUCAAUCUGCUCUUUGCUUUCCUUUCAUUUACAUUCAUGUUUCUUCAACCUCAUGUUUAGUGAUGCAUUUAAGGAACCAGCUGAGGUGAAGGAAAAAUCAGCUUUUUCUUCAAAUGUGCACUUCAUUUCUCUUUCACAGGGAUAUAUAUGUAGAGAAUGUGUUGGAUUUGUAUUUUAUUUGUUUUUUCUGGGGACAAAUAACGACAUUUUAUUGCAGUCAGUCGUCAUUUAAUAAUCUGACUUGGUGAUUUUUAAUUUUGUUGA